This is a messenger RNA of Stylonychia lemnae, 606 nucleotides long. The record is from the annotation of a GenBank genome assembly. NCBI's taxonomy places the organism in Eukaryota, Ciliophora, Spirotrichea, Sporadotrichida, Oxytrichidae.
AUGGAUGAAUAAUCAGUGAGAAAGUAAUUAGUAAAGCCCCUUGAAAUCAAUAAAUCAAACUAAUGUGACAUUGACUGCUUCGUAAUUGGAGAUUGGAAUUUGUUCGAGCAAGUAGAAAUGAAGAAAAUUUUUAAUCUUGAGAACUUAAAUGACUCAGUCAUUAGAAAUUAUGUGGAGAAAACAACAUCGAACAGUAUGAUCAAAUUUAAUGUGUAUCGAACUUAACUGACUGCGAAUGUUUGUCAUUCGCAGGAUUUCAUUCAUUAUAGAAAUCUAGAGGCACAUUCUAGCACCAUUCUCAUUUAAUAUGACUAUGGAACUAUAAUCUUAUUUGAAUUAAGAGAUAACGAUUAAUUUGAAGAUGCCAGAGAAUUCAUAGAGACAAUAAGAAGAAAGUAUUCCACUUAGCAUUUUAUGGUACUAGUAGGGUUUCAUUAUAGAUAUGAUCCUAGAAGGCAUAAGCCUUAUGAGUUUUACUCCUAUUAUGCAAGAGAAAAUAAUUGUGGCUACUUGGAAAUGUCAAUUGAUUCUGGAUAAAAUUAUUAUGAAGCGAUUUUAUUGACUGUGCUAUAAAAGCUUGAUUUCACAGAAGAAUCAGAAAAGUGA